Messenger RNA from Herpailurus yagouaroundi (jaguarundi), 2940 nucleotides. It is a transcript of the gene EPB41L4B, whose product is annotated as erythrocyte membrane protein band 4.1 like 4B. The record is from RefSeq and is a predicted model, not a curated record. The coding region runs from base 1 to 2820 and encodes 939 amino acids. The transcript has 28 exons. Gene Ontology annotation, molecular function: cytoskeletal protein binding. Gene Ontology annotation, biological process: actomyosin structure organization. Gene Ontology annotation, cellular component: cytoskeleton. NCBI's taxonomy places the organism in Eukaryota, Metazoa, Chordata, Mammalia, Carnivora, Felidae.
AUGCAGGAGCUCGGAGACCUCAGGCAAGGAUAUUACUCCUCUAAGCCCCCAAUUCCACCCCCGAGGGAGGAGGGCGUGCUGCAGUCCCGGCGGCGGUGGCGGCGGCUGGAGGUGCAACCUCCCAGGUGGGAGGCGGGGGCUGCGGGCGCAGGAAAAGGCGCCUCGGGAGCCGGCGCUCGGCGGGGCCUCCUCGGGCCCCGGGCGCGGCGCGGCGAGUGGGAGCGAGCGCGCCGGGAGCACGGCCCGGCCGCCGCCGCCGCCGCCUCCUCGACGCUGCCCGCGGCUCCGGGGGGCAGCGUGUUCCCGGCCGGCGGCGGGCCCCUGCUCACCGGCGGUGCGGCGGUGCACAUCUCCGCCGCCGGCGCUGCCAAGGCCACCCUGUACUGCCGUGUCUUCCUGCUCGACGGGACUGAAGUGAGCGUGGACCUGCCGAAACAUGCCAAAGGCCAGGAUUUGUUUGAUCAGAUCGUGUACCACUUGGACCUCGUGGAAACAGAUUACUUUGGCCUCCAGUUCCUCGACUCUUCCCAGGUUGCGCACUGGCUGGACCAUUCCAAACCCAUAAAAAAGCAGAUGAAAAUUGGACCUGCUUAUGCUUUGCACUUUCGAGUUAAAUAUUAUUCUUCGGAACCGAACAACCUUCGUGAAGAGUUUACAAGGUACCUGUUUGUUUUACAACUCAGGCAUGACAUUCUUUCAGGAAAACUGAAAUGCCCAUAUGAAACGGCUGUGGAAUUAGCUGCUCUCUGUCUACAAGCGGAGCUGGGGGAGUGUGAGCUUCCAGAACACACGCCAGAGCUUGUGUCUGAGUUUCGGUUCAUUCCAAAUCAGACAGAAGCGAUGGAAUUUGAUAUCUUCCAGAGAUGGAAAGAGUGCAGGGGAAAGAGCCCUGCCCAGGCGGAACUGUCCUAUCUGAAUAAAGCGAAGUGGCUGGAAAUGUAUGGGGUAGACAUGCACGUUGUCAGGGGAAGAGAUGGCUGUGAAUAUUCUCUUGGACUGACCCCGACAGGCAUAUUAAUCUUUGAAGGAGCUAACAAAAUAGGCUUAUUCUUUUGGCCAAAAAUUACCAAGAUGGAUUUUAAAAAGAGCAAAUUGACAUUGGUGGUAGUGGAGGAUGAUGAUCAGGGACGGGAGCAAGAGCACACAUUUGUCUUCCGGCUGGACAGCGCCAGGACCUGUAAGCACCUCUGGAAAUGUGCGGUCGAGCAUCACGCCUUCUUCCGCCUGCGGACGCCGGGAAAUAGCAAAUCGAACAGAUCAGACUUCAUCCGGCUGGGGUCUCGCUUCAGAUUCAGUGGACGGACAGAGUAUCAAGCCACACAUGGGGCCAGGUUACGGAGAACCAGCACCUUUGAGCGGAAGCCUAGUAAACGCUAUCCAUCCCGGAGACAUUCGACGUUCAAAGCAAGCAACCCAGUGAUAGCGGCUCAGUUCUGCUCUAAAACAAAUCCUGAAGUCCAUAAUUACCAGCCUCAAUACCAUCCCAAUAUCCACCCCAGCCAGCCUCGGUGGCACCCUCACUCUCCAAAUGUAAGCUACCCGCUCCCUUCCCCAGGGCUCAGCAGCGCGGACCGGCUGCCUUUUGGCAUCGAGGAGAACGGGGGCACGCCUUUCACUACCAAAGCUUCAGGAAGGCACCACCACCACCACCACCAGCACCAGCACCACCCAAACUAUGGCCUCUCGCUGACUCUGGAGAACAAGGAGGGGCCUCUGAGAUCCCCAAACUCCAGCAGUAAAUCCCUUACAAAACUGAGUCCAGGAGGACCUGCCCUGUUCAGCGAAGCUGCUGCCCAUCUAAAGAAGCUGGAAUUGGAAACUGUGAAGGCGGCGGGACCCUGGCCUGCUCUGCACAUCAACAUAAAUAAGGCUGAAGAAAAAAAGGUUUCUGAGAAGACUCUUCAGACCCCACUUUUGCCUUCCCCUGUAGCUGAUCACGUGAAGUGUAACAUUUUGAAAGCCCAGCUGGAGAACGCAUCCCGAGUAAGUGCUCAGGUUGGAAAAGAGGAAUCGACGUUUGUAAAUAUCAAUAAGAAAUCCAGUCUGCAGGAUGCUAAAGUAAGAAGUCCUAUUCCUAUACGUGUGGAAACUACCCAACCAGCUGUGGAAAAGCCGGAAAUCAAGCCUCCCCGAGUGAGGAAGUUAACAAGACAAUACAGUUUUGAUGAAGAUGACCUCCCUCCCGACCUGGCCGAGGCAGUAGGAGCGUCCACAGCCGCAACCACACACACCACCACGGCCACCACGCAAGUCUCAGCGCCACUGGUGUCCCCCAAGGGCCACAAAGUCAGCUCGCCUCAGAAUUCAGAAGGCAAGGGCCCGCUGUCCCCAGGGGCCAAGAGUCCCUCUGACCGAGGAGGUGCCUUUACGUUGGAGCCAGGCGAUCUCCUGAUGGACUUCACGGAAGCUACUCCUCUGGCAGAGCCCGCCAGCGCCCCCCACUGUGCCCACUCUCGCUGUUCUCCUCCACUCUCUCCCCCCAUGAAGGAAGAGACCACUGGAGUUUGCAUGCACCCUCCAAUCAAAACGAGGCUGAUAAAAACGUUCCCGGCUGAUCCAGUGACCCCGUUUCCUGAUGCUUUCAUUACAGGGCCACAGUUCGCCGCAGACUUUAGAGACAGUAAGUUACAGUGCUGUCCUGGCCAGUCUUCCCCACUGAUUCCAUCAGUGACCCUGAGGCCUUUGACAGAGACCGUCUCCACCGUGCAGACCAUCUACACCACGCGGAAGCCUGUUUCUCUGGCAGCCAGUGCAGAGACGCUCCGGCAGGAACUGGAAAGAGAGAAAAUGAUGAAAAGACUAUUGAUGACCGAACUGUGAAAUUCUCCCCUUGUUGCCUGGAGGAUGGCAUGGUGCCUUCUGUCCGUUUUCUUUCUUCGGGCUUUGUGUGCUCACUCCAGCACAACACACAGAUGUGUGCUCUGUUCACCAGGUCUCCAU